AUGCUCCUGAAGGAACUACUUAGCCUUGCCUCUCUAUUGGCGUUGGCCAAAGCCGCGCCCGCUGGUGCACCAACUGUGAAGCUUGACAGUGGUACCUUUAUCGGGGUGAACGAUGGCUCAGUUCAGAAAUUUCUAGGCAUCCCAUUCGCACAACCUCCUGUUGGAGACUUGCGAUACCGUUUACCACAGGCAAUUCCUCCUUACAACGGAUCGCACGAUGCAACAAAAUUCGGCCCUUCAUGUGGACAACAAGCAAUCGACUUGCCCAUUGUCCAGGGGCUGGUGGCCGACGCAGCAGACUUUUUGGUUAAUUCUAUCUUUGGCCAAAUAUUUCCUGACUCAGAGGAUUGCCUGACAUUGAACGUUGUCAAACCUGCUGGUGCGACUUCGACAUCCAAACUCCCCGUUCUAGUAUGGAUUUUCGGAGGUGGGUUUGAACUUGGCGGCACGUCGAUGUAUGACGGUGGUUUGGUGGUGUCCCGAUCUAUCGCGUUGGGGAGCCCUGUUAUAUAUGUCAGCAUGAACUACAGGCUUAGUGGUUUUGGGUUCUUACCAGGGAAGGAAGUAAAAGCUGCCGGUGUUGGAAAUCUAGGUCUGCAAGAUCAACAGGAGGCAUUUAGAUGGGUUCAAAAAUAUAUCACCCAGUUUGGAGGUGAUCCAACCAAAGUGACAAUAUGGGGAGAAUCAGCGGGAGCAAUCUCUGUAUCUCUGCACAUGCUCUCAAAUGGAGGAAAUCCAGGUGGCUUAUUCCGAGCAGCGUUUAUGGAAUCCGGUGCUCCUAUACCCGUCGGCGAUAUAACUAAUGGGCAGAAAUAUUACGAUGCCCUCGUUGCAGAUACCGGAUGCUCCGGUGCUAGUGACACUCUAGCAUGCCUGCGGACGAUACCAUUUACAGACCUUAAGGCUGCGAUCAACAAGUCGCCGGGGAUUUUCGCUUUCCAAUCUUUGAAUCUUGCUUGGCUUCCUCGUACCGACGGGGUCUUCUUGACCGAAAAUCCACAAGCAUUAGUCCAGCAAGGCAAAGUGGCAAAUAUUCCGUUCAUAACUGGAAACUGCGACGACGAAGGAACUCUGUUUUCUUUAUCAACGCUGAACUUGACGACGGACGCUCAAGUCAUCGACUACAUAAAAAAUGUUUUCUUCCCCGGUGUAACCGACGAUCAAUUAAGCCAACUUGCUACCUUAUACCCCUCUGAUAUCCUCCAAGGAUCUCCAUUUGACACUGGUAUCCUAAACGCGUUGACGCCGCAAUUCAAAAGGAUCGCGGCCUUCCAAGGCGAUGGGGUGUUCCAAGCACCUCGGAGAUGGUUGUUAAAUAAUGUGGUUCCGAAGAACCCAAAUGUAUGGGCAUUCGUCAGUAAGCGGUUGAAAGCAUUGCCAGUUUUAGGGUCGGUACACGGAUCCGACCUUCUGAAUGUUUAUGGCGGUGGAGAGAUGCAGGAUUACCUCAUUCGUUUCGCCACUAAUCUGAACCCCAACUCGAACAGUUUGCUGAGCUUCCAAUGGCCCAAGUAUGAACUCAAGAAUCGACAGCUUCUGACAUUCUUGGACGGCCUUAUUCCAUUGGCAAUCACAGCUGAUACAUAUAGGCAGGCUGCCAUGAACUUUUUGACAACUGUGACACUUGCAAACCCCGUUUGA
This is a messenger RNA of Psilocybe cubensis, 1641 nucleotides long. RefSeq lists its product as uncharacterized. Lineage: Eukaryota; Fungi; Basidiomycota; Agaricomycetes; Agaricales; Agrocybaceae. The transcript has 14 exons. The coding region runs from base 1 to 1641 and encodes 546 amino acids. The record is from RefSeq and is a predicted model, not a curated record.